Mizuhopecten yessoensis (Yesso scallop) is the source of this 973-nucleotide messenger RNA. RefSeq lists its product as uncharacterized. Lineage: Eukaryota; Metazoa; Mollusca; Bivalvia; Pectinida; Pectinidae. The transcript has 3 exons. The coding region runs from base 58 to 444 and encodes 128 amino acids. The record is from RefSeq and is a predicted model, not a curated record.
AGCGGGGUCCCAGGAGUAACUUUGGCAAACAAUUUAUCAACAACCAGGAGCACUCUGAUGGGAAGCAUUCAAACCGCUGAUGGCGGGCUCUCACCUGUAGCUACAGGUCUCAUUGCAACUGCAAGUAUCCUAUCUGCAGCCGGCUGUUUGGGUGGACUGAUCUUUGGCUUUCUAAAGAAGGAGAAGAAGGCGAAAAAGCAGCAGAGGAUAGAUCCAGAGGGCGAGAAAACCGAUACUUUUGGCAGUCAAACGGUCAGAGACAAUAACGGAAAUUCUCCAACAGAAAAUGGAAAUCCUAAACCAGAUGAAGGAACUCAUCCACCAGACGACGUAUCUCCUCCAAAAGAUGAUGGAAUUCCUUCAGUAGAUAACGGAACUCCCGACACAGCUAAUGGAUCUCCACCGGCUUCAACAGAUCGACCACAGACUGCACGUCCGGAUUAGGGAGUGUGUUGAUACAAUAAACAAAUGACUGGAUUUUUCUUCUAACUAUUUAAUCCUACUUACACAGUCAAACCUAUUUGAAAUACUGACAUCCAAAUUUUCGACAUGACCAGACAUUAUGUGUAACAGAUUUACUUUCAACUUCCAAGAACCAAUGUAAUAUUUUCUGAUAUUCAUUUUCACAACUGUUUUCUAACGAUAACUGUAUACAGGGAAUUUUUCGCCGCUGUUUAACUUUGGACUGUUUUGCCCUCCAUAAUUUCCAUUAAUAGCCAAUCCUCCUUGAUUGCCUGUUAUUUGUUUGGCAUUUUAUGAUGCAAUAUCCGCAAAUAAUUUGUCAAUAUUUGCCAUUACACGUUCCUACGUAAUUAUCAUAUGAAGUAUUUCAUUUGCAACAGCCACUAUAUAUUUCCUCGCUUCCGAAUAGUUAGAUAAAUCUAUUAUGAGUUGGUCAACAUUUUUAAGUAUCCAUUAUGAGAUACAUCAGUAAAUUGUUUCUUGCACAUUUGUAAUAACUUUUAAAUCAAAA